Molecule: messenger RNA, 423 nt
Organism: Lactuca saligna
Lineage: Eukaryota; Viridiplantae; Streptophyta; Magnoliopsida; Asterales; Asteraceae
Source: the annotation of a GenBank genome assembly
AUGUUGCCAUUUCCUCUGCCGUAUAGUGCUAUACCUACGCUUCUCUCCUUUGUACUUUCGCAUUCACGACGAAUUGGGUUAUCGCACACCCUUCAAUAUGACCACCUGUUUCUUCUCCUACCCCUCAACUCUCUCUCUGAGUCCAUCUCCACACCAUUAAGCGCAACCCACCACCGCUACCACGACCACCACCAAAACCAAGUCAGCGACACCCACUCUAGCGCCGCCAUGCCACUCCACCAUCGUCCUAUACGUCACUCCAGUGUGAUUGGUGGAGAAAUCAGUAGAAUCAUCCCAACCAGGUUCAAAGUACCUUCUAAUUCACCGGGAACACACACUAACAUUGAGCAUCAGCUCUCUAUCUCUUUCUGGUCACUCAAACACCUUACCACCAUCGACAAAUGUCCUCUCUCUGAAAUUUGA